AGUAUUUUAUAAUAAUAACAUUAUCUUAUAUGUUUCUGUGGCCUGACGGAUAUAAUCGCUAACCUUAAAAUCCAUUAAAAUAACUAAUUGAGAAGACUCAAGGAGACAUUUUGCUGUUGUUAGAAGAAGACCUUUUUAUCAAAUAAGCAAAAUUGGGAGACACAUUAGCUGUUGAAACACUAGUACAAGGUACUGUUGGCUUACUAGAAGUUAUGUUUAUGGAUUAUAAAUAUGUUUUAAGUGAACAUUUUGAACAAUUAACUAAUCAGUAUUCCAUCAUGUGGGAAUUGAUAGAUCUUAAACUUCCAAAAGUUAAUGCUCAAAUUCUGGUAAAUAUAUCAUUCUAAUUAUAGACUCAUUGGGAAUUAGUAUUCUCAUUAUUAGAUAAUGAAUUAACUGUAGAAAUUUAAUGGUAUUUUGCUUUACGCGUCAUCACUUUUGUUAGUUAAGAAAAGUCUACUCUACUUAAUAAUCAUUAAGAUAAGUUAAUCAAAUUAUAUCAACAUCUGGAAUAUACAUAUGUUGCUUAAAUCAUCACAGAAAUGAUGAUUACUCCUUCAAAUUUAAAUUAACAAUAAUUUAUCAGUAAAGGCAUCCAAGAAUUCCAUUUACUAACUGAAUUGCAAGCUAUCAACUUUACUUAUAUUAUACAUGAACUCUUUACCAAAAUUAAGAAAUAAGAUAUCAUAGAAUUCAUAAUUACCAGUUCUAUUUUAUCUAAAAUGUUUGAAGUUAUAUAAUCAACUAAUAAUAUGUAUUAUUACUUUACUAAACUCUAGAAUUGCCAAAAAUGCUGCUCAUAUAAUUUCGAUCAUCUCUAACCAUUACUCAAAUGAAUUGUAAAAUUUAGAUUUAGAGGAAGAAGAAUCAGAACUUAUCACUACUUAAUUCCAUUCUACUAUUUUUUACCAAAGUGUCAAAAACAAUUUAUAGAUUAUAAAUAAUAUAUUCAAACACCAUUGUGAUCACAAUUUAAGAAUUACCCAAUUAAUUAUUAAAUUGAUUGAAGUAAACUUUUAUCCCUACUUAUUAGGUUAUUGAUAAUCUAGUUAGAAUUACAGAUAUUUCACUCUGGGAAUCCAUGCAUAAAGCAUAAAUCAUGGUUUCAAUCAUACGCUUAUGCAGCAUCUAUCAAAAAUCAGACAUUCUCUCUUCUUAAGUAGAAAGAAUGCUUUUUUAUAUUUUUGAAAGAGCCUUAAAUGAUAAUCAUCCCUUUUGGGCAUUUUAAUUUAUUAAGGUCUAUCAAAUACAAAAUAAUACUAAUUCUAUGUUUAAUAGAUAAGUUUUUGCUUUUGAAUAAUAGUUAAAUACAAAAAUUACCAAAGAAUUCGAUUAUAUCACAUAUGAUACUUAAAUUCUAGAAAUUAAUUCGGAAUUACAACAAUCUAAAAUUUGGGAUAGAAAGAAAUGGGAAAUAAAAAUAUAACAAUGUGAAAAUUAAAAAAAAUUAGGUUCUUAAAUGUAAAUCAACGAAGAUGAAACAAAAUUGAUUGAAAUUAAUAACACUGAGAAUGUAAAUUUAUGCAUUUUAGAUGAAAAGAAAACAGAAGAAGAGAAGAUUCGAGAAGGAGAAUAAAAAGAAAAAGAAGAAAAUAUUCAAGAAUAAAAUGUCGAAGAAUAAAAACCGAAUGUUAAUGAAAAUCAGUAAAUAGAGGAUUAAGUUGUUGAAAGUGAAUCAGAUUCAUAAUCAUCUUCUUCAAAUGAUUCUAAUGAAGAAAUAAAAGAAAAUGAAGAUUAAAAUAAUAAAAAUACUUUUAUGAGUUAAUCUGGAAAUUUAGAAUACUUAGGAUUCUAAAACAGAAAAAACAAGUUAAAUUUGGAACAAAUAGAGAAGUUAAGAAAAAAGUCAAUUCAAUUUGAAAAGAUUUCAUAACAUAUGACUCAAGCUGGGAGAAGACUUUCAUUAUAAGCAGGUCUAAAUAUAAAAGAACUUAGUCCAACUUAUUUAGAGUUUAAACUUGAUUUAGAAAAAAAGGUUCUCCGUAAUAUAAACGACAAUUAAAUAUUAAAAGUAGAUGA
This is a messenger RNA of Paramecium sonneborni, 2019 nucleotides long. Lineage: Eukaryota; Ciliophora; Oligohymenophorea; Peniculida; Parameciidae. The record is from the annotation of a GenBank genome assembly.